This is a messenger RNA of Candoia aspera, 908 nucleotides long. It is a transcript of the gene PSMB1, whose product is annotated as proteasome 20S subunit beta 1. Gene Ontology annotation, cellular component: proteasome core complex. Bases 73 to 795 code for a protein of 240 amino acids. The transcript is spliced from 6 exons. NCBI's taxonomy places the organism in Eukaryota, Metazoa, Chordata, Lepidosauria, Squamata, Candoiidae. The record is from RefSeq and is a predicted model, not a curated record.
GCCGCUUCCGCUUCCGGUCCCACCAUCUUGCCGUGAGACAGCAGCAAGCGGGGAAGUGGUGGAUUCGGAGCAAUGAUGCUUUCGGCCGCUGGCUACGUUGGCCCUGUGCUCGGGUUGCACGAAGAGGUUAGACGGGGCUCUGCAGCGCAACAUCGCUUUUCCCCUUAUACUUUCAAUGGCGGGACCAUAUUAGCAAUUGCUGGUGAAGAUUUUGUUGUUGUUGCUUCUGACACCCGACUGAGUGAAGACUAUGCAAUUCACAGCCGGGACAGCCCUAAAUGUUACAAGCUGACAGACACAACACUUAUUGGCUGCAGUGGAUUUCACGGAGACUGUCUUACGCUUACUAAAAUCCUCGAAGCAAGGUUGAAGAUGUACAAGCAUUCCAAUAACAAGACCAUGAGUUCAGGCGCUAUUGCAGCCAUGCUGUCUACAAUCCUGUAUUCCCGACGCUUCUUCCCUUAUUAUGUUUACAACAUAAUUGGUGGACUGGAUGAAGAAGGGAAGGGUGCAGUAUACAGUUUUGAUCCAGUAGGAUCCUACCAGAGAGAGAGUUUCAGAGCUGGUGGAUCAGCUAGUGCCAUGCUGCAACCCCUGCUGGACAAUCAGGUUGGCCUCAAGAACAUGCAGGGCGUGGAACAAGUGUCUUUGUCCUUGGAAAAGGCUUUGCAGCUGGUAAAGGAUGUCUUCAUUUCUGCUGCAGAAAGAGAUGUAUAUACAGGAGAUGCACUAAAGAUCUGCAUUAUCACAAAAGAUGGAACUAAAGAGGAAGCCUUUCCCUUGAGAAGAGACUAAUCACUGCACUGUUCAGUCAAAAUGUUUAGCCUCUAACAGUCAUUUUUAUGCAGAUUGUUUACCAAUAGCAUGUUAACAUUUGAUGUAUUAAAAUAAGGAAUCAAAAGAAAUAA